Molecule: messenger RNA, 3630 nt
Organism: Didymosphaeria variabile
Lineage: Eukaryota; Fungi; Ascomycota; Dothideomycetes; Pleosporales; Didymosphaeriaceae
Exons: 3
Coding region: 1-3630 (1209 amino acids)
Cellular component (GO): nucleus
Molecular function (GO): RNA binding; poly(A) RNA polymerase activity
Source: RefSeq, a predicted model, not a curated record
AUGGCGGAUUCCGACCAACAACACAAGCAAGCAUCCUUUGCAGCAAAUUCCUACGACACGGCGCUUUGCAUCAUUCCACCUCAGCAGUGGUGUGAGGAGAUAGACAAGCUCAGGUCGUUGUACGACAAAGCAUACGAAAAAUGGCCUCCACAUAUCAAUCUCAUAUACCCUUUCGUUGCGCCCGAACGUCUUUUGCAAGCAAAGAAAACAAUUGAGUCUCACCUUGACACGAAUUUCGACGGAGCUGCCUCACGUACGAUGGCAUUGGGCGGAGCAGGGCUUUUCAAGCAUCGCAAGGAUACAACUAUCUUCCUUCGGAUCAACAACAUCACGGAAGAUGUUUUGGUAUCAAUGCGUUCGGCAGUGCUGCAAGCGCUCGGCCUGAAAGUCAGCCCUUCGGUUUUCCAUCUCACAGUCGGCCAGGCCCAAGAUAACUCCGUUUCGGCUCGUCAAUUCCUCUUGGAUAAGGUGAACCUCAUGCCGGCUUUCGACUUUGAUGCCGGUUCCCUUGUGAUCCUGAUUCGAGAGAAGCGCGACCAGAAAGCGGACCCCACCAGUCAAAUGCGUUUAUGGGGCAGCAUCAACCUCUCAGGUUCGGACGAAGCGGUUCAUCCUCCCAUGACCGAGUUCUGGACCAACUCAGCUUCAUUAGAAGGAGCACCCUCCGAUGUCAACCUUGUCAAUGAACAUUCGUCGUCCAAUGAACGCCAAGGACAGCCUGGAACUACAUUCGUAUUCAAUCCUCAAGCACAGAACUGGACGCCCGCGGCUGUUUCAUCGGAACUGAGCAGACCGACUACAUUGUCUGUAUCUAGCUACAACGUACUGAUCGAUUCGGAAUACCCACCCUCACGCGAUCGAGACCCGCUUCUAGUCGAGACCAUUCUUGCAGAAUCUGCGCUUGCGGAUGUAGUAGUUUUACAAGAAGUCUCCGAUGGGUUCCUAUCCCAUUUGCUCCAAGUUGUGCAAGUGCGAGAAGCAUUCCCAUAUGCCUCCCACGGACCGCCCAGCCAGCCGGAUAUUGGCCCUCUGCCUAGUCUUCGCAAUAUUGUUAUGCUCAGCAAAUGGCAUUUCAGUUGGGAGUUUGUGCCAUUUCAAAGACGCCACAAAGGCGCGAUCGUAGCCUCAUUCUCUUCUAUACUCGAGAGCGAAUAUUCAAAGGAAGUGCCAUUGGUAGUCGCCGGGGUGCACUUGACUGCUGGAUUGACGGAUGGCUCAGUUGCAGCAAAGAAAAUACAGCUCCAGAAUGUGAUCAGUAUUCUCAAGCGAAAAUACUCUGCCAGCCCCUGGAUUGUCGCGGGUGAUUUCAACCUUCCGACUUCAAGGUACACGAUCGAUGAGGCUGUUAAGGAAAAGUCGAUCUCUAGGGAGACUUCCCACAUCUUGGAAUUGACUGAAUCUACAAUGAGCGAAUCUGGACUCCUGGAUGCAUGGGCUGUUGCUAGAGUAGAAGGUGUCGACAAGACCGCGGCGCUAGAUGCGGAUGGUCUCUUCGAAGGCGAAGAAGGUGCUACGUUUAACCCCCACGAGAAUUCGCUUGCUGCAUAUAUUUCCGGUACCCCAGAAAACCGACCUCAACGUUAUGAUCGCAUCUUUAUGCGUCCUCAAGACAAAUUUGCCUUAACAGGAUUCAUCCAGUUUGGACGACCUGAAAUUGCCAACGGUACUACUUCGGUAGCAAGCGACCAUUACGGGAUACGAGCCACCUUCCAGAUUCAUCCCGAAACAGUACAUCAGAGUCUAGAAGAACGGGACAUACUUCAGCGGCGUGUUGUCUACCACAAACAUGCCCCUCCCCAGCUUUCAAGUACUGCCGUGUUGACAGAGGCCCUCUCUGGAUGCGCGGUGUUUCCUACCCAAGAAGACGAGGAGCGCUACAGACAAGCUUUUGGAAUCAUCAAAGAAGUGCUUCUUGGCAGUGCAGGAGGAGAGUUGAAUACUCCAGAAAUACCUAUGGUCAUUGUUCCAGUGGGAUCUUAUGCGCUUAAUGUCUGGACAGCUGACUCUGACAUCGAUUGUCUUUGCAUUGGGUCCAUCAGUUCAAUGACUUUCUUCCAAUUGGCUCGUCAGCGUAUACUCAAGGCUGAUGUGAAGGGUAUACGCAUACUUCGAAAAGUGGAGGCAAACACCGGGACGAUGCUGGAGCUGUCGGUCAAUGGAGUGAAUAUGGAUUUGCAGUAUUGUCCAGCCGCGAACGUGGUUCACAGGUGGUCUCAAUUUCCGACUCUGUCUGCUACCGACCCGAUCUUUAAUCUUUCUAUCCUAUCGCUACGCAAGCUCAAGCCCAUCCGUGACCUCACAUACCUCCAGCGCACGCUUCCGUCCCUGGCAUCCUUCCGACUAGCCUACCAUUCCAUCAAACGAUGGGCCGUCGAACGGGGAAUCUACUCUGCCAAGUUUGGUUACUUCGGCGGCAUUCACAUCACUCUGAUGCUGUCCUGGGUGUGUAAGCGUCUAGCUCAUGACAUGGGACACGUGAGCGCCGGCGACCUCGUCCUUUCGUUUUUCUACCACUACGCGAACUUUGAUUGGCAGAAUGACAUGGUAUACGAUGCUUUCUUCCACAAGAAAAAGCCACGAUAUCAGCGCAGCGCACGGGAACCGAUGGUCAUCCUGGGAUUCCAUGCCCCGAACUCGAAUAUUGCGCAUACGGCUACCGCUCCAGGACUGCAAGUACUGGUCAACGAACUCAAACAGGCAGAUGCACGCUUGUCAAGUCCUGGUAUGACUUGGGAACAUCUCCUUCAUGUUGAUACACCGGGGUCGAAGCCUGCCAUCGAAAACUUUCUGGAUUCGUUCGAUAGCUACGUCAAGAUCGAUAUCCAGUACUGGGGUCGUACGCUUUCGCGAGGUAAAGGUCUAGUGGGCUGGAUCGAAUCGCGAUGCAUCAGUCUUGUUGUUGAUAUCCACAAAGCUCUGCCGAAGCUCUCUUCCCGCAUCUGGCCUGCUCGUUUCGCCGAGAAUGAGGCGAACGACUCCGACACCUAUUACCACGGCUCUUAUCUCGUCGGCUUAUCUCGAAGCAAUGACGAUACCUUGAUUAGCCAGGAGGAACGUACAGAAGCGAGAGCGGCCUUGCAAAAAGUAUUCGAUCGCUUUCUUACACAAGUGCGCGCGGACGAUAAGUACUACGACGAAAGCUCAGCCUGGAUUGGCGUUGGCUUGGUCAAGCCAGCUGAGGUCAAAGGUUUACGACUUGACGCACGCGAGUGGGGUGAUUACUUGCCCGACCUAGAGCCAGAAUCAGAUGACGAAGAGGAAUUCGAUGAGCUUGAUGAUGACUUGGCACUACCAACUGGGCGGAGGCUCCCAGUGCGUUCUGCGCCUUCAUCAACCAGCACGCCCGUAUCUUCAAACAAACUCCGACCUGCCUCUGACGUCCUCAAUCGGUUACGAUGGGACUCAAAUCUUGAUCCUAGUGACUACAUUGUAGGAUACGAGGACCGAUUCCUGGGUGCGAAGGAGACAACGCUGGAAAGGUGGAAGACGGAGCAGACAGAUGAGGAAUUCAUUCCUCAGCAUCGGAUCUUGUACUUCAAAAGAAAGAGCGAAGAUGGAGGAGAGGUGGUAUGGGAGCGUUCCACAAGAAUCGACAGGAUCUUCGGAAGCGGGAUUGGGAGCGGGGAGUGA